Molecule: messenger RNA, 3227 nt
Organism: Phaeodactylum tricornutum CCAP 1055/1
Lineage: Eukaryota; Bacillariophyta; Bacillariophyceae; Surirellales; Neidiaceae
Exons: 2
Coding region: 233-2725 (830 amino acids)
Biological process (GO): mitochondrial mRNA catabolic process; mitochondrial RNA 3'-end processing
Cellular component (GO): cytosol; mitochondrion
Molecular function (GO): RNA binding; 3'-5'-RNA exonuclease activity; polyribonucleotide nucleotidyltransferase activity
Source: RefSeq, a predicted model, not a curated record
AUGAUUGAUGUUCCAUCUCGUCGGACUAGUCGAGAAACAAGACUACACGGCGGAGGCUACAAGUGCCGAAACCCCGCGACAAGCUGGUAGUAUUUGAGAUACUCAUCUCGCACAAGGCGAAGCGAGUCCUCCUUCAGUGGUCGAUUGUGUCAUCCGUACAAGUUUUCGUCGGCUCGUCAACUCCAUCUAAAGUUGCCUUUCCGUCGGCGUACGCAACGAAACCCAUUAUCCAAUGGCAUUCAAUAUGAAGUUUCUCGCUUUGUUUCUCACGUUCUUUCAAGGCGAAGAAUGUUGGGCUUUCCAUCCGAUUGCUUCCUUUCGUUCAGGUCGUAGCGGUAGAAAAGGGGUAGACGGCUCAGCCUCGACAUCGUCACGUUGGGCGUCCGACGGUUCCGGGACAGCCUUUUCGAUUGAAUCGGACCACAGCGGACCCGCCGGUUUCCCCGUACACCGCGUCAUAUUUCACUCGCUGCCCGGUCAAGAGCAGGAUGUUCCUCCUAUUUGCAUUGAAACGGGAAAGAUCGGACGACAGGCGGCGGGUGCUGUCACAUUGACUCGCGGUGAUUCCGUUCUCUACGCGACAACGUCGCACGACAAGGACCCCAAGGAAGAAAUCGACUUUUGUCCCCUCAGUGUGGACUACCAGGAACGAUUCAGUUCCGCCGGGCUCACAUCCGGUGGGUACAACAAACGGGACGGACGUCCCGCUGAACACGAAAUUCUUACCUGUCGUCUCAUUGACCGACCGCUCCGGCCAUUGAUUCAGUCGGGAUGGCGGCACGAAACGCAGCUUCUCUCCUGGGUCUUGUCCUACGAUGGGGAACGGUCCUGCGAUCCUCUUGCGAUCAUUGCUUCGGCCUCGUCGCUCUUCAUUUCCGAUGUACCCCUGCACAAACCCGUGGCGGCGGUGCAAGUGGGCAUGAAGGAUGAUGGCACGUUGGUGGUGAAUCCUACAAAUCUACAGAUGGAGACGAGCAAGCUCAACCUGAUGGUGGCCGGUACCGAAGAAGCAGUUUUGAUGAUUGAAGGAGCCGCCGACUUUUUACCAGAAUCCACGAUGAUUCAGGCCGUGAAAACGGGCCAUGAGGCGAUUCAGGUCCUAUGUCAAGGGCUGACCGCGCUAGGAAAAGUCGCCGGAAAGGAAAAGAAGCUGGAUACUAUUAAAGCUACUCCAGAGAACUUGCAAAUUCGAGUAGAUGAACUUUUCAGCGAUCGUAUCGAUGAUAUGUGGUCGUCUGGUCUGGGCAAAGAAGCCCAAGGGAAAAUCAUGACUGAUUUAUACACGGCCGUAGUCGGCGAGCUUAUCGAAGACUAUCCUGGCGAAACGGUUGCCAUCAAAGGCGCGUUUAAAGAUCUGUUGUGUCGACGCAUGUUUUUCCGUGCCCGAGAAGAAGGGCUUCGUUGUGACGGUCGUGGACCGACCGACAUUCGUCAGCUUACAAUGGAGACUGGGUUGCUGCCGCGUGUGCACGGGUCUGCCCUCUUCACACGAGGUGAAACACAGUGUGUCGCCACGACAACACUGGGUGGUUCCGGCAUGCGACAAAAGAUUGAAAAACUGGACGGAACCGAUGAGAAGCGCUUUUAUCUGCAGUAUACGUUUCCGCCUAGUUGCGUUGGUGAGACGGGCCGAGUGGGAGCUCCGGGACGUCGAGAAGUCGGACACGGUAACCUGGCGGAAAGGGCCCUGAUUCCAACCAUACCAGCACUAGCUGAUUUCCCUUAUACAAUUCGGGUAGAGUCUCUCAUCACUGAGUCGCACGGUUCCAGUUCCAUGGCCAGCGUCUGUGGCGGAUCACUGGCUUUAAUGGAUGCCGGUGUACCCAUCAAAGCACCCGUGGCCGGUAUUGCAAUGGGAAUGCUGCUAGGCGAUAAAGGCGGCGUAUCCGACGAGAACGCUGUAAUACUUUCGGAUAUUCUUGGAACCGAGGAUGCACUUGGUACUAUGGAUUUUAAGGUUGCAGGUGAUCGAGUUGGAAUAUCCACUUUUCAACUGGAUAUCAAGUGUGAAGGUUUGACUUUGGAAACCAUGGAAAGCGCACUGGAACAAGCACGCACGGGCCGCUUACAUUUGUUGUCGGAAAUGGAAAAGGUAAUUGCCUCACCGCGAGAGGAGCUCCCCGCAACUGUCCCAAAAAUGAUGUCGUUUUCAAUUCCUGUUGAGGCCAUUGGUAAGAUUAUUGGACCAGGUGGUAAACAGAUUCGUGCUAUCAUCGAAGAUUUUGAGCUUGUAAACAUGGACGUCGGUGAAGAGGGAGGGGUACAGUUAUCCUCGUUUGAUACAGCUAAAAUGGGAGAAGCCCAGACCUUUAUUACUACUUUGGUUAGACCGGAACCCGUUGAAGGUGAAACCUACACCGGAAAAAUUACUGGUAUUCAUCCGUUUGGAGUUUUUCUUGAGAUUUUGCCCGGUGCCGAGGACGGUUCUUACCCGGGUCUUGAAGGAUUGGUUCAUGUCUCGGAGCUGGCCCACGAGCGUGUUCGAAACUGCGAAGGUUUCAUGAAGAGCAUGAAUGUUGAAGAACUGACGGUCAAGUAUCUCGGUAAAGACAAGGGUAAACUGCAGCUUAGUCGAAAGGCUCUACUCGAAGAACAAGGUGGAGACGGAGGCCGAAGAAAUGGUUCUCGAGGACCGAGUCGAGAAGCAGCCGCGCCAACUCCCGAAAUGACAAAAGAUGAGAUCGACGUGAUUGCGCAAGCUAUUGAGGGUGUAACAGAGCUAUAGAUUUCUUAGGCUUCGACUCAAGCUAUUCCUCUUCGAAGUGACCGUCCAGUACAUCCAGUCCCAUUUCGUUCAAGAUGUUUCGAACUGGACUCGGCUUUCCGUGUCCAGCUUCUAGCGAUUUCAACAAGUUUGUCAGAAUCUCAGCGUUGUGACGGACACUCUCAUCUUGUUGGACAUCUUUACUUCCAUUUUCGGAGAUCGGUCGGAUUCGCAACUCGUUGUCCAUAGCGCUCAUGACAUCGGUCAUGGCUUUAUCAACGCCAUCGCCACCUUCCUCAUCAUCUAACUGGUAGUCGUCUUUCGAGAAAAACAGAUCCUUCUCGAUUCUCGUAAAAUCGAGGUCGUCUGCACAUUCUGCUUGCAAAGUUGAGUGCAAAAUGUUCAAGAACACAGUAGGAUCAAUGCGCAGUGGACGAGUCAAUCCAAUUUGAUGCGAAACACCUUCAAUCGUGCUUUUGCCGUGCAUGAAAGACUGGACUCCGCUCAGCAUAUCGCUUAAAGC